AUAGUAAAACAACAAAUACCAAUGUUAUGACCUCGAUGUAGCAAAUGAUUCUAGUCACGGUUACUCUGCCAAUGCUUCAUGAUGGAAAAGUGGGAAGGAAAAAUAGCGAUUGUAACUGGAACGUCGUCGGGUAUCGGGAGAGCAAUUGCAGUUCGGCUUGUAGAGGCUGGUGUUAAAGUCGUUGGGCUUGCAAGACGCGAAGAACGAGGGCGGGAACUUGCCGCGUAUUUGAACGGGAAAAAGGGCGAAUUUCACCAUAUCACUGCGGACGUCACCAAAGAGGAAGAUGUGCUGAAUGCCUACCGCUGGAUUGAAGCAAAUUUAGGGCCGGUCCAUAUUUUGGUUAACAAUGCGGGCAAUGUAAAGGAGGGAGGGUUGAUCGACACAGACUCGAGCGUACUUCGCGAGGUGUUCGAGCUUAACACUCUCAGUGUAUGCAUGAUGACCAAGGAUGCCGUAAAAAUGAUGAGAGCGCAUGGCAUUGACGAUGGCCAUAUAGUCCAUAUAAAUAGCGUGGGGGGCCACGUAAUUUUGAACAAUGUAAACGUUUACUCCGCAAGCAAACAUGCCGUAACGGUAUUGACCGAAACGCUGCGACGGGAACUGAACGCCAUGGGGAGCCAAAUCAAAAUCUCCAGCGUCAGCCCUGGAGUGGUCGAUACAGAGGUCUAUGACAACACCGUCGAACUGAAGGGUAUGGUCGAGAAAAUGACGACGUUAAAAGCUGAAGACGUCGUCGACACGGUAAUUUUUAUUCUGUCUCGACCUCCCCACGUGCAGAUUCACGACAUUUUCGUCCGACCAGUAAACCAGCCCUUCUAACCGCCACCCGCAUACAAAUUAUUAAUAAUUACUGUCUGUAACUGUUGUUACAAUCACAUAAUUAAACAAAAGUAACUCACCA
Messenger RNA from Photinus pyralis (common eastern firefly), 904 nucleotides. Its product is annotated as farnesol dehydrogenase-like. The record is from RefSeq and is a predicted model, not a curated record. Bases 79 to 822 code for a protein of 247 amino acids. Lineage: Eukaryota; Metazoa; Arthropoda; Insecta; Coleoptera; Lampyridae. The transcript is spliced from 4 exons. Gene Ontology annotation, molecular function: oxidoreductase activity.